GCGAUUGGCCGCAAGUGAGUGGGUUGUUUUUUAAGUUCCGACCCCGCCGCGUUGCAAGUGACUGGCGCCACCCGUCAGCUCGGCGAGCAUGCACAUAUCUGCACUGUGAACAAGAAAUAAACCCCUUGGACAUAAACACAAUCUCAUCAGUCUGCUCCCCGGCAGCCGAGGCUAGUGUGCAGCCUCCCCCACCUCCCCUCCUUCCACCAGCAGCAGCAGCAGCAGCAGCAGCAGCAACAGCAGCGACAAGGUGUAUGCGGACACUGCCGGCGAGGAAUCACUCUGUGUGUGUGUGUGUGCGAGUGAGUGAGUGAGUGUGUGUGUGGAAUUUUAGCUCUACAAGACUAAAUAUUGGACUUCUCAUCAAAAAAAAAAAUCAAAAAAAAAAAAAAAAAAAUCCAUCGAGAUAUCUUUCUGUAAAGAUACAUCCGAACCUGUUCGAAGUUUUGGGCGCGAUGGAGGUCGACCAGCCCCGGUGGAUGAGCCACCACCACCCCGCGGUGUUAAAUGGACAGCAUCCAGACCACCACCCGGGUCUCAGCCACGGUUAUGUGGACUCGGCGCCUUACCUCCCGUCUGAAGAAGUGGAUGUACUUUUCAAUAUCGACGGCCAAGCGAACCAUGUUGCCUCUUACUACGGGAAUUCUGUGAGGGCAGCUGUUCAGAGAUACCCCGCACCACACCACGGGGGUCAGGUUUGCCGCCCACCUUUGCUCCACAGCUCCCUGUCUUGGCUGGAUGGAGGCAAAGCCCUGGCAACUCAUCACAAUGCUUCCCCAUGGAACCUGAGUGCGUUCAGCAAGGCUCCUCUCCACCACGGCUCACCGGGAGGCCUCUCCGUGUACCCUCCAUCCUCUUCAGCGUCGCUGACCGGGGGCCACUCCAGCCCGCACCUUUUCACCUUCCCCCCCACCCCUCCCAAGGAUGUCUCUCCAGACCCGACCAUCUCCGGCCCAGGCUCGAAUCGCCAAGAGGAUAAGGAGUGCAUCAAGUACCAGGUGUCGCUGGCCGAGGGCAUGAAGUUGGAGACGGGCUCGGUUCACGCCCGAGGGGGCAUGUCGCUGGGAGGGUGCUCUGCCACCGGCCAUCACCCCCUCUCCUCCUACCCACCCUACGUCCCCGAAUACGGCUCCAGCCUCUUCCCGUCCGGCAGCUUGCUCGGGGGUUCUCCCCCAUCCUUCCCUUCCAAGGCCAGGCCAAAGGCACGCUCCAGUACAGGGGACCGCGAAAAAAUACUCCGUGACUGUAAAUUGCAUCAUAUGGAGGUUGACCGAGCAAGCUGUAGUGAACUGGGGAUAUGUACAUUCGACAUUCUAAUAGAAGGUCGAGAAUGUGUCAAUUGUGGAGCCACUUCCACGCCGCUGUGGCGGAGAGACGGCACCGGGCAUUAUCUGUGCAACGCAAUCUAUACCGGAGUGUACAGUGAGGCACACAAUAUUAACCGACCACUGACCAUGAAGAAAGAAGGGAUCCAGACCCGGAACAGGAAAAUGUCUAGCAAGUCCAAGAAGAGUAAAAAGACCCACGAUGGCUUGGAUGAGUUUUCAAAGAGCCUUAUGGAGAAGGCCAGUUCGUUCAGCCCGGCAGCCCUCUCCAGACACAUGUCACCCAUCCACCACAUCCAGCCCUUCAGCCACUCGGGCCACAUGCUCUCCACCCCAACCCCCGUCCACCCUUCCUCUGGCCUCUCCUUUGGACCCCACCACCCUUCCAGUAUGGUCUCCGCGAUGGGCUAGCGAGAGAAAGCCAAGCCCUCUUGGCUCUGCACCAAUAUCUCCCCCAACGAGAGGGGGAGGGGGGGGGAAACACACACUCCACACAAACUGCGAGCGACUUCAACCCGAUGAUAGGAAACCUCCGAGACUGUUUGACCGUAGACUCAACUUCGAUUAGCAAGCUUCACUGCAGAUGAGGGUUCCCCUAGGUUUCACCCUUUCAAGGGACAUCCAUGCACAAAUGGGUCGUCCCAACCAUUCAUUUGUGAAUACGCCAUUGUAGACUUGUCAUUUGUGAGACGGGAUCUUGUGCUGUGAAAACAAAAUAUCAUUCUCGACCAGAGGCCCCCCCAUCCUCCCCCUUCCCAACUUCCGUGCGGCAAAACCCACUUCCCGAAAAGACCAUGU
Messenger RNA from Leucoraja erinaceus (little skate), 2123 nucleotides. RefSeq names its product GATA binding protein 3 (gene gata3). NCBI's taxonomy places the organism in Eukaryota, Metazoa, Chordata, Chondrichthyes, Rajiformes, Rajidae. The record is from RefSeq and is a predicted model, not a curated record. Gene Ontology annotation, molecular function: RNA polymerase II cis-regulatory region sequence-specific DNA binding; zinc ion binding; DNA-binding transcription factor activity, RNA polymerase II-specific. Gene Ontology annotation, cellular component: nucleus. The transcript is spliced from 7 exons. Gene Ontology annotation, biological process: immune system development; negative regulation of transcription by RNA polymerase II; regulation of epithelial cell differentiation. Bases 456 to 1736 code for a protein of 426 amino acids.